AUGCGUGGGCUUCGUUUACAGGUCAAGGUCAUCAGCCAGUCGUCGCACAAUCCUAAGGGGAGGAACCUGGCGCCGAUUGCUGAAUUCCUGCAUCUCGCGGCUCCCAAUGUCACCCUCGAGGAUCUGACGCUACUUAUUACCGAUAAAUAUGCGAGGCUAUACCCGAGGAAUCGACCAUUGAAUAUCCAGCGACUACAGGAUUCGGAAGGAAACGAUCUGGAUCUCACGUACACCGUUGGCGACGUGUUCGACGACAAAUCAUCGAAUCGGGAUGGAAGUAUAGUAAAAGUCAUCCAUAAAGAUGUUCUACGAGAUGAGUCGGUCCCACCGGAGUCUGGGUUGAGGCCUACGGGCUCGAAGAAGCGAUCGAUACAAAGUUUGGCACCUGUGGCGGAGUCGGAGGAGGUACGGGACGGAGAGCAAGAGGUGGAUGAGGAAGUCGGGGUGCCUGUUAAUCUGCGUCCUAGCAAGAAGCAGAGAAUAAGGUCCAGGAGCGGGUCAACAGACGAUGAAGAGGAUGAAGAUGAAGAAAUGCAGGAAGAGGAAGAAGAAGAAGGGGAAGAAGAGGUAGAGGAGGGAACGCCGGACGAACAACAGCUAGAGGGGGGAUCAGAGGGGUUACCAGUCUCAUCAAGUGUCGUGGAGUCAUCACGGGUUCGAUCUCAAGCUAUAAGCCAAGGUGGGAUUGUUUCUGAAUCACCCGCUGCUCGCGCUGGGCUAGGAAACGCACCCUUAGGAUCCGGUCCCAUCGGUAGAGCGACGGACCAUGCCGGCAUGUUGCCUCCAAAUCGCCUUAGAAACAGGGUCCAGGGACGUGGUGGCUCCCUAAUUCCAGAGACAAGCCAGAUAUUCGGCGAACUACUGUCUCCAAAAGAAGAAACCUUUUCGUCUCCGCUGUUCACUGCGACUACCUAUAAGAAGGUAAUGUCUAAUACUCAACCAGUAGAGAUCUCGUCGCCCGAAACCGAGGACUUGGAUGCUCCAGUUAUCGCUCCACAUACCCUGAGGGGUUCAGGUGGGAGGAAAUCAACGUCGGUCACUGGAAAACAGGGUACGCUGAAAAGGCCAGCGAAAGCAAUGGCGAAUAAGAAGCCCAGUACAAGAAACCAGAGCUCGAUAUAUGAAAUAGAAGACUCGGAUUCAGGAGAGGAAGAAGAAGGAACUGAGAAACCUGCCCAGCAGAAGCGAAAAGUCAACAGCACUUCUCAGAAGAAACCCCAGGGUGCAGCUCCAAAACGAGUAACCUUGAGGCGAUCCGGUGCCUCUAGCGUCACUCCUACACUUGAAGUUUCUUCGUCCCAACUGAAUACAAUCCUUUCUCCUCGUGUCUUGAACGACUUUGUUGUCGAAAUACCACCUAUUGAGGAUAUUAGACGGAGCGGUGAAAGGGAACUUUCGAAUACGCCUGUGCCAAAUGUAGCAGAUCUCAUAGGUACUAAGUCUAGGGCGGAGGAAGACCCAGCCACGGGGCCGAAGUCAUCCCAAGACAAAUUUAUAAAGCCUUCGUUACCGACAAAAGCCAGAAAAGGAAGCAACCAACCAGAAACACCAACCACUACUGAAAAGAAUCUCAUCAACAAAACAAGAACUCCCGUCCCCGGAUCAUCAAAACGCGCCACUGUAUCGAGAUCAACGCAAUCCGCCACCCCGGAAGUCAAUAAUGGUAAGAGUGCGGGUUCUAGCAGUGUUUUACAUUCGGCGUUGCGAAGUCCAGAAAAGAAAAAUCUUGAAGCUAAAAAGAGUGUGUCGUUCGCGAAUGAAGGGAGUCCGACACCAUCAACUUCGAGCAUUACGGUAGCGGCAGCGGCAACUAACGUAGCUGGAACGGCAACAAAACCGACACCAGAGGUGAAGAAGCCGAGAACAACAUUUAAGGUUCCGAUUCCGAUUAUACCGGUGGAAUUGCAAGGGAUAUCGGAUCAGAGUACUCUGGAGGGGAAGAAGAAAUAUGAGGCAUUUUUAGGGAAGCCAGCGAGAAAUAGGUCGACCUCUUCAACCCCCCCUAUCUCGGCCCUGACAAGCACACUAGCAAGCUCCAAGGCCUUGGUCAAGGGCAAGCCGACGAGAGGGGAGAGCGCAGACGCAGGUGACGAACCGGCGGCCGGGCAGACAACAACGGAAAAGAACACGACUCAGACGUCGGACAAAGCAAAGGACACCUUGAAAAACAAGGCUUCUAUAAGCCCCAGCCCUGCCAAAAAGGUCUCUUCGGAAGAUGAGGAUAUGGAAGAUGCGCCGCCUCUAUCGAAAAAAGCAUCAGUCGAAAGAUCAUCUAGUCCUGUUUCUUCCUCAUCCGAGGCGACUUCAUCAGAGUCGGAAGAAGACAGCGACGAAAGCAGCGAGGGUGAGGAAGAUGAAGCUAAAGGUACACCCAAAAAGACCCCCCCGAAAGUCGAAAACAAGCCUGCGGAACGUAAAACCCCCAUAGCCUCAGACUCGGAAUCUGAGCCUGAUGCUAAACCGAAGGGGAGGUUUAUCGACGUCAAAAAACUUAUGGCACUCACAGAUAGCGAGGACGAAGAUGGUUCAGGGGGCGCUAGUAAGCAGAACUCCAAAGCCCCUAUGACAAGAGAAGAGUCACCUAUAAAAGGUCCCGGGAAACGACAACUACGAAGUACCUCGCCGGAAAAGAAGGAAUUCGUACGGUUCUCCUAUGCGACAGCGCCAAGCAAACUUGCCCUUGAGCCAAUUAGUAAAUUAGCUCCUGGGGCCUCUGGUGAAACGCCGUCUGGCGACGAGGAAGACGAAGUGGGGGAUGGUGACCAGGAGAUGGUGGAUCAGCCCGCAGAGGAGGCAGGGGAGGGGGAGGGAGAAGAAGAAGAUGGGGAGGAGGAGGAGGAGGAGGAGGAGGAGGAAGAAGAGGAAGAGGAAGAGGAAGAGGAGGAUUAUUCAGAUGAAGAAGGGCUUGUAAGGGCUAAGGCGACAACCGUACUAUCCUUACCGACUCCAGCAACUAGUCAAACCCAGGUUCCCGAAUCCGAAUCUGAGAGUGAAUCGGAAUCGGACGACAACGACGACAAGUCUGAUCAGGGGACAGAAUCUGAUUCAGACAACGAGAAGCCAACAUCCCGGACUAGUGCUAAUCCGCCUUCUUCAAUCUCAGUAGUCCCAGAAUCAUCAUCACCUAAACCCCAGCCUGAGAAAGAGGCCAUAGGAAAAAAUGAUACCAACACAGCAACCCCUCCAGCUGACGCUGAGUCCUCUAGUGAGGAAGAAAGCAGCUCUGAUGAAUCUUCAGAAGAAGAGCCAGAGAAAACUACACCCCCAAAGAAAGUAGAUACGACUGCUAAAGCUAUGGACGCUCUCUUCCGUAGUCCGGCACCCAAACUUUUAAAUGGGAAUACGCCACGAUUCUCAAAGACACCCGAGCCAUCACAACCUACUGCAGGACCCUCUAAGUUGCCCCCUUCGAGAAUGAAUAGGAGAACCUUGGGAUACAUAAGUCCGUCCCCGGGGCCGCCGUCUAGCAUGCCGGCGCGCUUGCCUUCUAUGAUGUCACCGAAGGAUGUUAGGAAGAGGCAUAGUCUUACCUCUCACUAUAAAGGAUUGACCAUGCUUAGUCAGCAGGAUAUUCCAGAGACUAGAGAUGGUGGUAAGAGUGCCAAACCUACUGCCCCCGGUGGAGUUGGAGCAGGUCAGAAACCCAAGCCAAGGCUUUCUGAAGGAAUGAAAAGCUUUCAAAACAUCUUGUCAAGUCAAAAAGGUGGAAAGGAUUCUGAUGAUGACAGUGAUAGUGAUGAUAGCGAUGAUAGUGACGACGAAGGGAAAGGUGACAAAGAGGAAGAGAAAACUAAAGGUAGGACUGGGUUGGGUAGGUUCCUCCCAUUCCUGUAG
Messenger RNA from Orbilia oligospora ATCC 24927, 3834 nucleotides. RefSeq lists its product as uncharacterized. The transcript is spliced from 2 exons. Bases 1 to 3834 code for a protein of 1277 amino acids. NCBI's taxonomy places the organism in Eukaryota, Fungi, Ascomycota, Orbiliomycetes, Orbiliales, Orbiliaceae. The record is from RefSeq and is a predicted model, not a curated record.